GUCACUACGUUUGUUUUAUCGGCACUUGUCAGCCACGAGAACAAAUUGGAUAUGGUGCACGUUCAGAAUUCAACAUUGGCCGGAGGUGUUGCCGUUGGCACUGUCUGUAAUUUGCUGAUUGGUGCCCAUGGCGCUGUUUUAAUUGGAAUCAUUGCCGGUACAAUAUCGGUAAUGGGUUAUCGUUUUAUAACGCCAUUUUUCACAGAGAAAUUACGUUUACACGACACCUGUGGCGUACAUAAUCUCCAUGGCAUGCCGGCCCUAAUCUCAGCCAUUGCCUCGGCCAUUUAUGCAUUGAUGGUGACUAGAGAAGAAUACAAAUCCGAUUUGGGCUCUAUCUUUCCAGCAAUGUUGAAUGAAACGGAAAUAUCAGCCAACAACAUGACCGAAAACGAUGCAACAGUCCAUAUAAUGGGGGGCUAUGGCCGCACCGCCAGUGAACAGGCUGGCUAUCAACUUUUCGGUAUUGCCAUGACUGUUCUGGUUGCCAUAGUUGGUGGUAUAUUAGCAGGUUUGGCACUGAAGUACACCGGCUUCCGGAAGUUACAAAAGGACGAACAGCAUCAGGAUGAACUCUAUUGGGAGGUGCCUGCCGAACGCAAGGAUGAAUAGUAAAGUGAAAAUAAACGAAUUUUAUUUAACAUGGCAAGA
Messenger RNA from Musca vetustissima, 651 nucleotides. RefSeq names its product ammonium transporter Rh type B-like. NCBI's taxonomy places the organism in Eukaryota, Metazoa, Arthropoda, Insecta, Diptera, Muscidae. Gene Ontology annotation, cellular component: plasma membrane. The transcript has 4 exons. Gene Ontology annotation, biological process: ammonium transmembrane transport; ammonium homeostasis. Gene Ontology annotation, molecular function: ammonium channel activity. The record is from RefSeq and is a predicted model, not a curated record. Bases 52 to 612 code for a protein of 186 amino acids.